Ipomoea nil (Japanese morning glory) is the source of this 1155-nucleotide messenger RNA. RefSeq lists its product as uncharacterized. Bases 1 to 1155 code for a protein of 384 amino acids. The transcript has a single exon. Lineage: Eukaryota; Viridiplantae; Streptophyta; Magnoliopsida; Solanales; Convolvulaceae. The record is from RefSeq and is a predicted model, not a curated record.
AUGGGGUUUCCAUGGAAGAAGGUGAAGAGCAGCAGCAGAAUUUCCCAAAUGGUGAAGGAUCAAUUUCACCACCGGAAGAACGCCGCCUCGCCUCUCGUCGUCGAGACCGGCUUUCCCACUUCCCUCGUUGAUCUCAUCGUCAAUCAUCGCGACCGCUUCAAGAAGCCAUCCCCCUCUCCCCGCUUCAAGAAGAAGCCGCCGCCGCCACCGCCGCCGUUUGAUCCGCCGCAGUCGCCGUUGCCCCCUCCGGCGCCAUCCCCCACGCCUCUGCCGCCCACCUCGCCAGUGCCCUCACCACCCAGAACCCCAAUCGCCACAACGGAUGCCCACGAAAUUGAUGAUAGCGGGGAAGGUCAAGAGGGUGCCUAUUCGAAUAAGGCGUUGGUGGCCCUUCUGAAGAUCUUCCUGCUCGUAGUUCUCGCUCUGGGGGCUAAGAAGUUCGCGGUUGGGAUCACCUUCUCGGCAUUCUUCUUGUUCUUUGUAGAUUACUUGGCAAGAAAUGUGUUCAGAUACGAGCACUUAGUGCCAUGUCCAGAAGUGCGGGAGAACUUGAGGCUUAUCAUCAGUAGAGUUGUUAGAUUAGAGGAAGAACCUCUGCAAAAGGAAGGGUCUUUAGAACUGCCACCAGAAAGCUCACAAUUUGAAGAAAUCCAGAUUGUGGCACCCAUUGACAAGGUUCCAUCUUAUUGUGGCAAAAGUUUCAGACCCGAAGGGAUAAAAUCAAUGGCGGAGCUAAUCGAGGAAGAUGAGGACAUAUAUGAAGUUCCUGAAUCCAAGAAUGUAAAGUCUCGCAGGGCUAAAAUGAAGUCAAGAAUGAAGAAACUUUUCCCAAAAAGGAUUGGGAAGACAGGAAAAGACCCGAAACUCGAAAUAAAUCCAACUCGAGAGGAAAACGAGUACCCUGAAUGUCCCGAAAGAGGAUUGGAACCUCCCACCAUGGCUAUGAACAUUACACCUGAUGUGAAAGAUAGCAAUUCUCUGGAGAAAUCAGAUUUUGUAGAAAGAGAGACGAAUUACGGUUACUUGUUUCUUAUUCUGGUUGCCCUUGUUGGACUAGUUACUGGAGGUCGAAUUUAUGCACUUCUUCUUACCUUGAUGUGGUGCUUCUUAUCAAAGGUGGGAGGAGCUAUAAGGAGAAGUGUAAAGGUUUCUUAA